This is a messenger RNA of Jaculus jaculus (lesser Egyptian jerboa), 1551 nucleotides long. RefSeq names its product IKAROS family zinc finger 3 (gene Ikzf3). NCBI's taxonomy places the organism in Eukaryota, Metazoa, Chordata, Mammalia, Rodentia, Dipodidae. Gene Ontology annotation, molecular function: DNA-binding transcription factor activity; RNA polymerase II cis-regulatory region sequence-specific DNA binding. Bases 1 to 1551 code for a protein of 516 amino acids. The record is from RefSeq and is a predicted model, not a curated record. Gene Ontology annotation, biological process: regulation of transcription by RNA polymerase II. The transcript has 8 exons.
AUGCUCAAUGUUACUACUUCUUCAGGGAAAUAUAUACAACCAAAUGUGGAAAUAAGCAUUCAAGAGCAGCCUCCACCCACAGAAAGUCCAGGAGUUUUGGGUGACUACAGUUUACCUAAACCUCAUGAAAUGGAAAAUGUGGACAGUGCAGAGGCCCCAGCCAACGAGGAUGAAGACACAGGAGAAGACUCAAUGAAAGUGAAGGAUGAAUACAGUGGGAGAGAGGAGGCUGUCUUGAAGCCCGAGCCCAUGGGGAAUGCAGAAGAGCCUGAAAUUCCUUACAGCUAUGCAAGAGACUAUAAUGAAUAUGAAAGCAUUAAGCUGGAGAGGCCCGGAGUCCCUUAUGACAGCAGCCGACCAGCCAGUGGGAAGAUGAACUGCGACGUGUGUGGAUUGUCCUGCAUUAGCUUCAACGUCUUAAUGGUCCAUAAGCGGAGCCACACUGGUGAACGCCCAUUCCAGUGUAAUCAAUGUGGGGCAUCUUUUACUCAGAAAGGUAACCUCCUCCGCCACAUUAAGCUGCAUACAGGGGAAAAACCUUUCAAGUGUCACCUCUGCAACUAUGCGUGCCAAAGGAGAGAUGCGCUCACGGGUCACCUUAGGACACAUUCUGUGGAGAAACCGUACAAGUGCGAGUUCUGCGGAAGGAGUUACAAGCAGAGGAGCUCCCUGGAGGAGCACAAGGAGCGCUGCCGCACGUUCUUUCAGAGCUCUGACCUGGGCGACUCUGCAAGUGCGGAAGCAAGACUCGCCAAAGCGGAGAUGGGAACUGAAAGAGCCCUCGUCCUGGACAGAUUAGCAAGCAAUGUGGCAAAACGAAAAAGCUCAAUGCCUCAGAAAUUCAUUGGUGAGAAGCGUCACUGCUUUGACGUCAGCUACAACUCCAGCUACCUGUACGAGAAGGAGGGUGAGAUCAUGCAGACCCGGAUGAUGGACCAAGCCAUCAAUAAUGCCAUCAGCUAUCUGGGGGCUGAAGCCCUGCGUCCCUUGGUGCAGACCCCGCCUGCUGCCACUUCGGAGAUGGUCCCGGUUAUAAGCAGCAUGUAUCCCAUAGCCCUGACCCGGGCAGAGAUGCCCAACGGUGUGCCCCAGGAGCUGGAGAAGAAGAACGUCCAGCUGCCAGAGAAGGCCGUGUCCUCUGAGAGAGGCGUGUCCCCGAAUAACAGUGUCCACGACUCCACGGACACAGACAGCAACCACGAGGAGCGCCAGAGUCACUUCUACCCGCAGAGCCACGUGGUCCUCCCCCGGGUCCGCAACGGGGCGCCGCUCCUGAAGGAGGUCCCCCGGGCCUACGAACUCCUCAAGCCCCCUCCUCUCUGCCCAAGGGACACCCUCAGAGUGGUCAGCAAGGAAGGGGAGGUGGCGGACGUGUUCCGCUGUGACCACUGCCGCGUCCUCUUCCUGGAUUACGUGAUGUUCACCAUCCACAUGGGCUGCCACGGCUUCCGUGACCCUUUCGAGUGUAACAUGUGCGGGUACCGGAGCCACGAUCGGUACGAGUUCUCCUCCCACAUCGCCAGAGGGGAGCACAGAGCCAUGCUGAAGUGA